Messenger RNA from Saccostrea echinata, 1283 nucleotides. Its product is annotated as retinol dehydrogenase 12-like. The transcript has 4 exons. Lineage: Eukaryota; Metazoa; Mollusca; Bivalvia; Ostreida; Ostreidae. The record is from RefSeq and is a predicted model, not a curated record. Bases 43 to 1137 code for a protein of 364 amino acids.
AAACACUUCACACAUAGCAGUUGUUUCAGAGGCAUUCACAUUAUGAACAGUGGAGCAGGAAAAUCCCCUUCACCCAAAGGAGCAGUCAAUUUUUCUCUGGCCAUCCUUUCAACUACAUUACUUUCGUCUGUGUUGCUGGGUCUAUUUCUCUGGCGGAUGUAUCUUCGAUGGACCGUCAAAUGCAAGAGUGAAAAUCGCAUAGAUGGGAAAACUGUUAUUAUAACAGGUGGGAGUUCUGGUAUCGGGAAGGCAACGGGAUGUGAGCUGGCGUCGCGUGGAGCGAGGGUUAUCCUAGCGUGUCGCAAUCAAAAAUUAGGUGAUGCCGUUGCCAGAAAAAUUUCCAAAAAGACGGGAAACUAUGAUGUUAUUGCAAUGUAUUUGGAUUUGUCUAGUCUUCAAUGCAUACGUGAUUUUGUUAAAAAGGUGAAGGAAAAUGAAAAUAAAUUGAAUAUCCUGAUUAACAAUGCAGCAUACCUUGGGCCAAAAGCAGCUACCGUAGAUGGAUACGAGAAGACAUUCGGGGUGAACUACUUGGGCCAUUUUUAUCUGACGUAUCUUCUACACGAUCUGCUGAUGAAAAGCGCCCCCUCUCGUAUAAUCAACCUUUCAUCCAAUUAUUAUGUAAAAGGAAAGUUAGAUUUCGAUGACCUUCCACUUGUCAAUUAUGACAUGUUUGACGCAUACACAAGAAGCAAACUUGCAGUGAUGCAUUUCACAGUUGAGGCACACCGGAUGUGGUCACCAGAGGCCAUUAUGUCCUUCGUCGUACAUCCGGGAUGUGUUGCUACAGACAUCAUGAGACGUACAACAGGACUAAUGGGCAAAUUUUUACGAAAAUUUGCAGAAUUCAUGUUCAAAUCUCCUGAAGACGGCUGUCAAACGAUUGUUUACUGUGCUGUGGCCGACGGCCUUAGAGAGGAAUCUGGCAAAUUCUUCGAAAAUUGUAAAGUCGUUCCAACAAAGGACUAUGUGCGAGACAAAAGUAUUUGCAAAAGACUAUGGCUCUUGAGUCUGCAUUUGUGUGGGUUAGAUGAAACUCAUCCCGAAGUCAAAUCUGAAACCAACGAGAAAAUGUUAGCAGACAUUGAAGCUGCGUCAUUCAAACGAAAGCAUUUCGAAGCAAACACUGCAGAUUAAUAAAUAUUUCUGUGUGAAGGCCACAAGCUGUUAGCAAGUUUAACAAACUCACUAGGCGUUAGAGAUGAAGUUAGAAGCGUGAAGAGACAUCAUUCAUUUUAUACGUAAACUUCCGUUCUCAAUCAUCAGAAACUUCACCCAGCAAG